UGAUCUGAUCCGCUAUUUAAUGUUCGGUGUGUUUUUGGUGUGGAACGUACGCUAUGUACCGUUUGUUGUACCAUUUGUUCGAGCAAAUGAGUUUGGGAAAAUUGAAAAGAAACAAAACAGAAAACAUCAGCCCAAUGAACUGUGAUUGAAUUCUAGUUUACCGUUAAAUCUAGAGCACCUGCAACGUGCUUCGUGUGUGUGUGUAUGAGUGAGUGAACCGCAUCAGAAGUGCAGUGCUGUGCUACAGAUAUAUCUCCUUCUCUGUCUAUUGCUAGCUACUUGACGUUGUUGCUUGCUGGCUUAGUGGUUUGACCAAAAACUUUUUGGACUCUGGUUUGUUUGUUGUUGUCACAUCCGCCGGAAGCACCUUAAGCGGCCAAAACAAGUGCAAAGCCCCCGCGCCCUGCGAUAGGCAGCAACUUUAAUCCUCAUAUGGAGACAAACUAAAACUAGAAAACAUAGCCAAAACAAAAAAGAAAAGAAUAAUUAUUAUUGGCCAAAGCAAUUGCUGAAGAACAAUUAGCAUAGAUCCAUUUAAAUAAAGAAUCGCCAAAAUGUCUGUAGAUAAUCCAUAUUAUUUUUGCAAUGACACCAAAUCGCCUCGUACACCGGACUCACAGACGUCCAGUAGAGGCUUCUCGAUCUUCAAACGCCGCAACUCCAAGGGCGGAAGUAGUCCACGACCCGUGGUGGUUACGAAUCCGGAACAGAUGCGCCUAAUCACAUCGGCCAAUCUGGAUACCACAGCAUCCAUGGCCUUUGGCAGUCCGCGUGGCAGCUUCAACUCUCUGGGCGGCUUCUCGCAAAAAUCUUUUGAAAUGCAGCCGCUGAUGCAUCAUCGCCAGCGUUCGUCCAAUUCACAUUCGGAAACAUUUCGCGAACGUCUUGGCUCCUGUAAUGAGACGCACAGCUCCCAAUGCCCUGGAGGUGGCAUUGAGCACGACGAAGUCUUUAAUCCGUUGACAUCAUCGCCAGCAAGCAAGUCCCAACGUCAUCACACCCUGCCAAGUGGCGGAGUGCGUCGUCAUUCGUUUGGCAAUUGGGCGCAGGGGCAGGGCGAAAGACGUCAACAUAACACAUCGGCAACAUCGAUUGGCCUCGGUUCACCGGAUGAGGUGCCCACCAUGAUGGCUCCACGUCCCCCAGUCAUUUCGCCCAACAAAUUUCGCAGUUCUUCCCAUCGUAGAAGAGACAACUGCAGCAACGUGAACAACACACAAAGUGGAACGAAUGCAUCGGGCUUUGGUCUGCUCGGCUAUAAUAUGGACGACAUACUGAUCAUAACGGCAAAGCAUAGUGAACGUGCCUAUUUGCGUGCCACUUUCCUGAAGAACCAUUUCGAUAAGAUCACCAAACAGCGCGGACGCAAACCCUUCAAUUUUCUGCACAUAAAAAUUGAUGAUGGUCCCUUCAGCGAAGAAAUUUCCCAAAAGUAUCAGAAUACGGCUCUACAGAUUGUAAUUUUGUGUCCCGUUCUAGUGGCUCUGCCGCACAGUUUCCUGAUGACCCAAUUGUCAUCGAUUAUCAGAGUGGAUAAGGUGCUGGCCAUAUUGCUGGAUGUGAGCGAGGAGAAGAUCAAGGAGAUGCAUAAGACAGCUCUGCCCAGCUACUACAAAUGGCGGCGCUGUGUGGUGCGGGACAACGACCAGGUGCAGAUUAGUAAUAUUCUGGGCAUUGCCACUGAUAUAUUGGGCAGAGCUCUGUGCCAGCGUCCACCAUGUCCGGACAGUAGUAGUAGUAGCAACGGCGUGGGAAUAUCGCGCAGCUUCUCCAGCUGCUCGGAGGGAUUCACUGUGAUGCCUAAAAAGGUGAAACUCGGUCAGAAUAAAGUUGUGGCCAUGCUGGCUGAACCCCUAGAGAAGAAUGAUACGCUCAAGCUGCUGGUCGAGAAAUCCGGUGAACAUAUCGAAUUGCGUAACUUCAAGUGCCGCAAUCCGUACACACUGCAGUUCUCCAUACCCGAAUCGUGCAUGGAAAUCUCGACCAUGAUCGAAAUACGCAUCGAAAAGAACAACAAGAGUCUCGGCGCACGGCCCAUCAAGUGUGAGAGUCGUCUGCGUGAAUUGGAACAAUUGCUGAGGGUGGAGGACUCACCCAUAGAGUUUAUGUGCCAUGCCUUGGGCAUUGGACCAGUGGAUAGAGAUGGUCUCGAUCAGCAUCUAUUGCAAUGCUUUCAGCGUAAUAUGCCACCAAAUUUUCAUCUGCUCAACGGACCAUAUGAAAGGCAACCGCAUUUCUUCACACGUCUCGAGUCGAGUCCCGAAGAGUAUCCCACUUUAUUGCAUUUCGCCGCUCGCUGGGGUCUCAAUCGCCUGUGCAUUCAGCUGAUGGAGUGUCCUGGAGGAGAUACGGCUUGCGGUGUACGCAACUGUGUCGGCCGCACUCCAGCCGAUCUCGCCGAUCAGGAGGGUCACCACAAACUGGCCCAGAAUAUCAUCAGUUUCUCGGAGUUUCACGAACUGACCACCAUGUAUCACUACUUCAAGGCGGUCACUCCUGCAGGCGGCAGUGGUGGGGAGGCCAGUAACGGUCAGCAGGCCAAAUCUAGUCCCAACUCUGCUGUGGUCAUUGAGGCAGUGCCAGCCAAGGCACAGAAACCGCCCAAGCAAUUGCCAUCGGCCGAGUAUAUGGAAAUGUCCAGCGGUUCCGAGCGCGAAAACACACCUGAAGUGCGUGCCAAAACAGAGACAAUGGCCAUAUCGAAUCUCAAUUACAUCAGCGUCGAGACAGAAGAUGAUAAUAAUCUCCAGACUUCAGUGACAGAAAAAAAUCUUGAAACUCACAAGAAUCUCCCGGAAAUUGUUCCCAACUCGGAACAAACCACUAAUGAGUUGCGCAUCAACGAACCGCCCUACUAUCCAUCAAAGGAGCAAAACAAAUCACGCGAUGAGGUCGAUGCGGCUCCCCUGUAUCAAUCCAGUCCGGAUAAGUUUAGUCAGGAGUGCUCUCAGUUGCUGGAGAAUCAAGCAGUCGCUGGCAAUGAUUAUGUCCUGCAGCCAUCCAAUAUACCUGUGACUGCUCCAGCAGAUGAUGGCAAUUAUUUGUUCCAGCCCUCGAAUCGACCAGUGGAGGAACCGCUGCGUUUGAGUCGUUCCACAACGAGAUUGGCCCACAACCAGCCACAGCAGCUGCCUGGCUACGGUACACUAAAACGCAGUGCCAGCGAUGCCUCUGCCUCCACUUCCGCCCGGACCAAUGCGGACGAUGAACUGGCCGAAAUAAUGCAUGAUUUCAAAAACAAUGUGCUAUCGAUUAGAGAUGUGGAACUACUUGUAGAGCGAUGGAAGCAUCGCAACGAUGUGCAGCAGAGUUUCCGAGAGAAACAAGAUCAAAUCGAUCAGCUGCGACGAGAGUACGAGAGGAUUCACGAUCAGGUUAAGUCCCAACUCAAACGAGAGACUCCAUUUGAGAGAAUCAAGAAACUUUUCUCCAGGCCCAAGGCCGCGGCCUCUGCCUCGUCUGGAGGUGGGGCAAGCUGUGCGGAUAGUCUGCUCGAUGAGACAAAAAGUUCAAUAGCCACCACCAGCAGUAGUAGCUUCAAGUCAUCUUCGGCUCGUCCAAUCAGUUCGCUCAGUUUGCAGAGUGUUUCUAGUUCAUCGUCGUCAUCAGGACGUCUCAGCACGGGCAGCAAUUGCAGUGGCGCGUCUCUCGGUGACUCUGGCACUCAUUCGGAUCAUGAGGAUCGACGUUUUAACUAUCGUUUGGGUGCCCAUGGCUCACUGAUGGACAACUAUUCGGUGCCACCGCCAGCCCGUCCUGUUUUCAUCACUCCCGGCUCAACACCUGGCGAUGAACGGCAUCAGAUCGUCUUCCCCUCGCCCAUGUCCAGUUCCCAGCGCUUGCAUACGCCCACCAGUCCAACUCCCAGCUCUGAACACUAUCAGAUGUUCCCCUCGAAUAUUCCCGUCUAUGGCAGUCAACCACUGUCGCAAUCGCAGAGUAGCAACUACCUAAACACCAUUGAGGAAGCCAAGGAGCAUGCCGAGCAGCAGCACUAUCAAAAUCAGAAUGGAGUCACCCUGCAACCCAUCAAGUUGAAUGAACGCUCCAAUAUCAUCUAUGGCAAGCUAACCAAAACCAACUCCGUCUCCGGCAAGUGCAGUUCGUUCAAGCCCAAGCAAGUGCCCUGCCCUCAGGUGGGCACUAUUGAGGUCCAGGCGGAGGUCUAUCAGAAUGUGGGUGGCGAUUUGCUUGAAACAGAACCAGCCAAAAACGGAGAGACGCCAGCGUCCAACUAUAUGAACUGCUAAUAAAUGAACAUUGAAUAAAUAACAAUGUGUUCCAGUUAUGUA
Messenger RNA from Drosophila willistoni, 4292 nucleotides. RefSeq lists its product as uncharacterized. Gene Ontology annotation, cellular component: cytosol. Gene Ontology annotation, molecular function: transmembrane receptor protein tyrosine kinase adaptor activity; fibroblast growth factor receptor binding. The coding region runs from base 555 to 4250 and encodes 1231 amino acids. The record is from RefSeq and is a predicted model, not a curated record. The transcript is spliced from 7 exons. NCBI's taxonomy places the organism in Eukaryota, Metazoa, Arthropoda, Insecta, Diptera, Drosophilidae.